Penicillium argentinense is the source of this 1614-nucleotide messenger RNA. RefSeq names its product MFS transporter. NCBI's taxonomy places the organism in Eukaryota, Fungi, Ascomycota, Eurotiomycetes, Eurotiales, Aspergillaceae. The coding region runs from base 1 to 1614 and encodes 537 amino acids. The record is from RefSeq and is a predicted model, not a curated record. The transcript is spliced from 8 exons. Gene Ontology annotation, molecular function: transmembrane transporter activity. Gene Ontology annotation, biological process: transmembrane transport.
AUGACUGAUCCUUCGCCCCCGAAACGUGGGCUCGUCGUCCCCAUGGAGAAAGAUGGAUCCGACUUCCUGUCCCAAGAGAUUGAGUCGCUUUAUCUGGAGUUGGAAACGCCACUGCCCACGCCGAGUAUCACGCUGCCCCCGGGUCCUGGCCAAACCGCGCCGCCAGAGCCCCCAAAUCUAGAGAAAUACACGUCUCCUUUUCUAUGGCCCCGAUGGCGGAAGUCGCUCAUGACAUAUAUUUCGUGCGCGGUUACCGCGCUGGCCGGUUACUCCGCCGGUGAGGUGAGCCCGGCCUCGGAAGAGCUGUGCGAAGAAUGGGGCAUCAGCUCAGUGGUAUAUAAUCUGAGUAUUACUGUGUUUUGCAUCGGUUUCGCCCUGGCUCCAAUGGUAUUGGCGCCGUUUUCAGAGAUUAAUGGGCGAAGACCCAUCUUCGUUGCGAGUGGUGUUUUGUUUGUGGUCUGCUUGAUCGCGUGUGGUGGAACCCAUUUGUUUGCUGGACUACUCGUUGCCCGUUUCUUUCAGGGCGUCGGCGGAUCAACCUUCUCCACCAUGGUUGGCGGCGUAAUCAGUGAUAUUUACCACUCGGAGGACCGAAACACCCCAAUGGCUCUCUUCUCAGGCUCCGCUUUAUUCGGAACUGGUCUAGCACCCCUGCUGGCUGGGGUGGUGGUAACGCAUACCUCUUGGCGCUGGAUUUACUACUCACAUGCGAUUGUCUCGGCGGCUUUUGUGGCCAUCAUCUUUUUCUUUUUCAAGGAAACGCGUGGCAGUGUCCUGCUGAGUCGGAAAGCCAAUGCUUUGAAUACAUAUUAUGAAAAGCUCGAGAAGGCCGGUCAUUACGGCGUGAUUGUUCCAAGUGACGAUGAAGGCGGAACCACCAUCAAGCGAAUUCGAUGGAAGGUAAAGAGCGACGAGCAGCGAGCUUCUUUGGCUACGAUGAUUCAAAUAUCUCUUUACCGGCCGUUUCACAUGCUCGUCACCGAGCCAGUUGUCUUCUUUUUCUCACUUUGGGUGUCCUUCAGCUGGGCUACCCUCUAUCUCCAGUUCAGCUCCGUGCCGCUUGUCUUCCGUACAAAUCACGGCUUCAACGUUGAGCAGACAGGUGCUGUUUUUACCGCGAUGUGCGUUGGCGUGGUGCUCAUCACCAUCAUCAGCAUAUCGCAAGAAAAAAUUGCGAUGCGAUUCGGCAAGCUCUCAUCUUCCGCCGAGGGACGUCUUUAUUUUGUCUGUGUUGAAUCUAUCUUGUUGCCGAUCGGCCUCUUCUGGUUUGGAUGGACAUCGUUUCCCUCCGUACACUGGAUUGUUCCAUCCAUAGCCGUGGGAUGUGCAACGAUGGGUAUUUUCUCCAUCUAUCUCGCCACGUUUAACUACUUGGCCGAUACAUACCACCGCUACGCUAGUUCUGCGAUCGCGGCUCAGUCAUGCUGCCGAAAUCUGCUUGGCGGUGUUUUCCCCCUGGUGACAACUGCCAUGUUCACCAACCUCGGCUAUCCUGGAGCCUCGAGCUUGCUCGGCGCCAUUGGUGCCGUACUAACACUUGUCCCCUGGGUGCUGGCGUUCUAUGGACCGCGCAUUCGGGCCAAGAGCAAGAUGGCAUCUGAACUUGCCCAUUAA